Oncorhynchus nerka (sockeye salmon) is the source of this 2605-nucleotide messenger RNA. Its product is annotated as regulator of cell cycle RGCC-like. The record is from RefSeq and is a predicted model, not a curated record. The transcript is spliced from 5 exons. NCBI's taxonomy places the organism in Eukaryota, Metazoa, Chordata, Actinopteri, Salmoniformes, Salmonidae. Gene Ontology annotation, biological process: regulation of cell cycle. Bases 124 to 504 code for a protein of 126 amino acids.
CGUUGUGAGUAGAGUCUAAGGAGGCUUUAUAAACAGAAGACCCCAUGUGUCCACUUGAAACUUGACUUCUUGAACAGUUUAAGUAUUCUAUUAGUCAUCGACGCAUUAUUCCCGCUUUUCAGAAUGUCUACAGAAAACUUCAGAAUGCCCACAGACAACUUUUCAGACUUGGAGCUGGAGCUAACCGAUCUGCUCCAGGAGUUCGCUGAUGUGGUUGAGGAGUUGAGAGAGCCUUCACAAAGCGUCCCGUACGCAUACGAGCGGCUCCUGUCUGAAGCCAAACGGCGCACCGGGCUGCGGGACGACGGCUCAGUGGUCAGCGACAGCGGCGUGGAGGACAAUAGUGACUGCAGCAGUGAGGUGUCUCUGGGUAACAGUUGGAACACCAGCGAAGAAGAGCUCCACACUGCAGGCAUAACAGUGACGCCCAAAGCCAGAAUGGGAGACACAGGAGACCUACAGAGAUUCAUCGACAGUUUGGACCGGGAACUUGCUGAUAUGUGAACGGAAAGAGACGGAGAGAUGUAGACGGAGAGAUGUAGACGGAGAGAGACGGAGAGAGACGGAGAGAGACGGAGAGAGACGGAGACGGAGAGAGACGGAGAGAGACGGAGAGAGACGGAGAGAGACGGAGAGAGAGACGGAGAGAGAGACGGAGAGAGACGGAGAGAGAGACGGAGAGAGAGACGGAGAGAGAGACGGAGAGAGACGGAGAGAGAGAGACGGAGAGAGAGAGACGGAGAGAGAGAGACGGAGAGAGAGACGGAGAGAGAGACGGAGAGAGAGACGGAGAGAGAGACGGAGAGAGACGGAGAGAGACAGAGACGGAGAGAGACGAGAGAGACGGAGAGAGAGACGGAGAGAGAGAGACGGAGAGAGAGAGACGGAGAGAGAGACGGAGAGAGAGACGGAGAGAGACGGAGACGGAGAGAGACGGAGAGAGAGACGGAGAGAGACAGAGAGAGAGACGGAGAGAGAGACGGAGAGAGACGGAGAGAGAGACGGAGAGAGACGGAGAGAGAGACGGAGAGAGAGACGGAGAGAGACGGAGAGAGAGACGGAGAGAGACGGAGAGAGAGACGGAGAGAGACGGAGAGAGAGACGGAGAGAGACGGAGAGAGAGACGGAGAGAGAGACGGAGAGAGAGACGGAGAGAGAGACUGAGAGAGAGAGAGACGGAGGGAGAGACGGAGAGAGAGACGGAGAGAGAGACGGAGAGAGACGGAGAGAGAGACGGAGAGAGACGGAGAGAGAGACGGAGAGAGAGACGGAGAGAGAGACGGAGAGAGACGGAGAGAGAGAGAGAGACGGAGAGAGAGACGGAGAAGGCGAGAGAGCUGCUGAGACCACGUGGAAAGAGAAGAGAGAACAGGCUGCAUGGAUGGCUACUGCUGAACACACACACACACACACACACACACACACACACACACACACACACACACACACACACACACACACACACACACACACACACACACACACACACACACACACACACACACACACACGCACAGAUCUAAAAUAGCACAGUUCUGUCCUGUUGUGUUCGGAGAAAGCCAGCUCUCUCCUGGCCCCUCUGGGGAAAAAAAGGUUAGACAUGAGGAAUUAAAAGAGCAUCAUGUUCCAAUAUCUAGAACACCACUGGAACUGAGGUGGUAGACUACAUCCCUUCCCUCAGACUGGUGACGUAGUCACACCUAAAUCAUGCUGUCUUAUAGUCAACCUGUCUCUCUUCAACAGGAGAACAUGAAGGUGUCUCUCUUCAACAGGAGAACAUGAACGUGUCUCUCUUCAACAGGAGAACAUGAAGGUGUCUCUCUUCAACAGGAGAACAUGAAGGUGUCUCUCUUCAACAGGAGAACAUGAAUGUGUCUCUCUUCAACAGGAGAACAUGAAGGUGUCUCUCUUCAACAGGAGAACAUGAAGGUGUCUCUCUUCAACAGGAGAACAUGAAUGUGUCUCUCUUCAACAGGAGAACAUGAAGGUGUCUCUCUUCAACAGGAGAACAUGAAGGUGUCUCUCUUCAAUCUUCAACAGGAGAACAUGAACCUGUCUCUCUUCAACAGGAGAACAUGAACCUGUCUCUCUUCAACAGGAGAACAUGAACGUGUCUCUCUUCAACAGGAGAACAUGAACCUGUCUCUCUUCAACAGGAGAACAUGAACGUGUCUCUCUUCAACAGGAGAACAUGAACCUGUCUCUCUUCAACAGGAGAACAUGAACGUGUCUCUCUUCAACAGGAGAACAUGAACCUGUCUCUCUUCAACAGGAGAACAUGAAUGAGUGCCAUUUAAUAUGCAGAUAUGAAUCAAAUCAAUGGGGGAAGCAGUAGAGACUCCACAGUAUCUUAUGAUCAGUAAGUGUUUAUGCCAACCUGCUGUUUCCUGGUGGAAGGCCUUAUAAUAGUGAAACCCAUUGUUAUCACAACCCAAUGUGUUGGAACCUCCCCAUGUACAGUAAUUGUGAAAAUGCUCCGUUUUAUAUUGUAAAGUGCAAAGUGAUGUACAGUAUUAUAUUAUACUAUACUACAAACAGACCAGUCCCUAACCUGAUGAUGAUAAUGAUUUUUGUACAGAGGAAUAAAGAUACGUAUUUAAACAAA